CAGAGAAGUUGCAGGAGAUGAGGGUGGUGCUGGCCAACAUGCUGGGCCAAGGGUAUGGUGAAAUUCACACAAUAUUGAUAUAUACAGAGUGGUCACUGGUGGCCCAUCUAAACGGUGUCGUUUCAGCAACGGUCAAAACCACCAAAAGUAGUUGGAAUUUGGAAAAAAAUCCUCUCCCUGCACUAUCUUGCAUUGGGCUUCAAGCAGAUAAGAUUUUAAGAGCUCUCUUUCUCUCCACAGUGGCAUCCAUGGCCGAAGCUUAUAGAAUGUUCCACACAGCUCUGACACUCACACUCCCUCCUUCUUUCUCUCAAACCCCAUCUCGUCACUCUAAGCCCAUCCCCCGGAGACACCCAAUUCGGUGCUCAAUAUCCACCACCGACACCACCAAAACCUCCGUGACCCAGAAGAUCCCCUGGGGCUGCGGGGUGGAUUCGUUGGAAAACGCAGCCUUGCUGCAGAAAUGGUUGUCGGACUCGGGCCUCCCGCCCCAGAAAAUGGGUAUUGAAAGAGUUGAAGUCGGGGAGAGGGGGUUAGUUGCUCUCAAGAACAUCAGGAAGGGGGAGAAACUGCUCUUUGUGCCUCCCUCACUCGUCAUUACUGCAGACUCGGAGUGGAGCUGCACAGAGGCUGGUGAAGUGUUGAAACGGAGUUCAGUACCAGAUUGGCCAUUGCUGGCAACCUACCUCAUUGGUGAAGCAAGCCUCAUGCAAUCUUCAAGAUGGAGCAAUUAUAUCUCUGCCUUGCCUCGGCAGCCCUAUUCACUUCUAUACUGGACACGUGCUGAACUAGAUAAGUAUUUAGAAGCCUCGCAGAUAAGAGAGCGUGCAAUUGAAAGGAUUAAUGAUGUUACUGGAACAUACAAUGAUUUAAGGCUCAGGAUAUUUUCCAAGCAUCCCCAUUUAUUUCCUGAAGAGGUAUUCAAUAUGGAGACUUUCAAAUGGUCAUUUGGCAUUCUUUUCUCACGAUUGGUUCGUUUGCCCUCAAUGGAUGAAAAGAUUGCCUUGGUUCCCUGGGCAGAUAUGCUGAAUCAUAGUUGUGAGGUUGAAACUUUUUUGGAUUAUGACAAAUCAUCACAGGGAGUUGUCUUUACAACUGACCGGACAUAUCAGCCAAGUGAACAGGUUUUUAUAUCAUAUGGCAAGAAAUCUAAUGGAGAGUUGUUGCUAUCAUAUGGAUUCGUUCCAAGGGAAGGCACCAACCCUAAUGAUAAAGUUGAGUUGCUGUUGUCACUUAAGAAAUCUGAUAAAUGUUAUAAGGAGAAGUCGGAAGCUAUGAAGAAGCAUGGAUUGUCAACAUCUCAAUGUUUCCCUAUACAGAUCACUGGUUGGCCUUUGGAGUUAAUGGCCUAUGCUUAUUUAGUAGUCAGCCCCCCAAGUAUGAGCCAACAUUUUGAAGAGAUUGCUGCUGUGGCAUCAAAUAAAACUACAUCCAAAAAGGAUAUCAGGUAUCCUGAACUAGAGGAACAAGCACUGCAAUUUAUACUGGAUAGUUGUGAAGCAAGCAUAUCAAAGUACAGCAAGUUCCUGCAGGAAAGUGGGUCUAUGGAUUUGGAUGUAACAUCUCCAAAGCAGCUAAACAGAAGAGCGUUUUUAAAACAGCUAGCUGUAGAUUUGUGUACCAGUGAGCGGAGGAUACUAUUCCGCACCCAAUAUAUACUCAGGAGGAGAUUAAGAGACAUAAGAAGUGGUGAACUGAGAGCUCUCAGAAUCUUCGAUGGCUUCAGGAAGCUCUUCAAAUGAGUCUUUCAGGGUCUCAGACAACAAAACCCUCUUGUGAUUCCCACGAAGGAACUUGGAUCUGUGAAAGCUAAUUCAAUAGAAAUGUGUUCCUGUUCUUAACAUUACAUAAAAACAGAGGAUAACAGAAGAUGAAUAAAGCUGUUGUUCCACUAAAGAAACUUCUCCUGGGGCUUGAAUAAAACGAGUUCUCCUGCACAAUGGCUUUGAGUUUCCA
Messenger RNA from Vitis riparia (riverbank grape), 1956 nucleotides. Its product is annotated as ribulose-1,5 bisphosphate carboxylase/oxygenase large subunit N-methyltransferase, chloroplastic. The transcript is spliced from 12 exons. The record is from RefSeq and is a predicted model, not a curated record. Lineage: Eukaryota; Viridiplantae; Streptophyta; Magnoliopsida; Vitales; Vitaceae. The coding region runs from base 18 to 1742 and encodes 574 amino acids. Gene Ontology annotation, biological process: peptidyl-lysine monomethylation. Gene Ontology annotation, molecular function: protein binding; protein-lysine N-methyltransferase activity.